Molecule: messenger RNA, 717 nt
Organism: Pelagomonas calceolata
Lineage: Eukaryota; Pelagophyceae; Pelagomonadales; Pelagomonadaceae
Source: the annotation of a GenBank genome assembly
AUGGUCGCACCCAUGCUCAUGCACGCCCUCAAGGCCGCCGCGACGGGCGCGGCCCUCGCCAUCUACUACACACCGCUCCAAACAGCAAGAAAAAUACGCCGGGACCAGAACGUCGGCGCGCUCUCGCCGCUGCCCUUCGCCUGCAUCGUCGCGAACUGUAGUGUGUGGGUGCUGUACGGUAUUAUAGGUAGGGACUGGGUGCCCAUGGUCGCGAGCAACGCCGUCGGCGUCGCGAGCGGCGCCUACUGUUUGGGCGUGUUCAUCCGCUUCGCGAAGCCGCCCGCCAAGACGUUCGCAACGCAGCUGCGGUUACUGGUGGCGGGCUUCGCGGUCUUCGUAGCAUUACAGGCGCGGCUCGCGGCGUGGCGCGGCGCACCAAAAAAGGUCCACCACUCGUCGCCCUACCCGCUCGACGUCGACGGGGAGACGCGCGACGCGCUGGGCCUGCUGGGCGUCGGCGCGUGCGUCGUCAUGUUCGCCUCGCCGCUCUCAACGCUCGCGACGGUCUGGCGGACGCGGUCGACGGCGUCGCUCGUCCCGGCCGUGACGGUGGCGUCCGCGGCCUGCUCCGUGCUCUGGGCCCUCUACGGUCUCCUCGAGGGCGACGCGUACGUCUGGGGCCCGAACGUCGCCGGCGUUUUAUGUUCGGCGGCGCAGGGCCUGCUCUUCCUCCUGUUCGGGUGCCCCAAGGUGGCACCGGCUGAGGACCUCGUGUGA